AUGGCCCCUCCGGCCAAGUCGCUAGCCUGGACAGCCUUGGGGUUGUCUCGUUGGAGGUGGGUACGGUCCCUUGCUCAGCGGCUAUUGCAGCAUCUCUGCUCGCUGAUGCUCAUGCACGACAGUCAGCCUUCUUCUCUUAGCUGCUCCUCGUCGCUCUGCUCCGCGCCGCUGCUCGCCGCCGCUCCUCACGCCCCUCCUGCCCAGUCGCCAGUACCCAGUACCCCCCUCGUCGUCUCUGCGCUAACAAACACAUCGCCCGCACGGCAGCAUGGCUAUGCUUUGGUGCUCCAUCAAUGGAUGGAAGCUUGCAGCUCACUGCUUAACUUGAUGCAAGACCAGCGGCGAGUCGCACUACCAGUACCCCCUCCCCCCGGUCACCUGAAGUCGCUCCCACUCCCACCCCCCUCCUCUCUCUCGCACACGCCUCUUGUCGUUGACCACUCCCCCCGACCCGAGGUGCGCCUCAGCUGCCGCGACGUCAACCACCAUCUCGGUAUUCCCGCCGCAAUCAUGCUUGAGGCGACCUAUAUGGACCAGCUUCAAUCCACCAGCGGCCUCUCCGAUCCCAUGGAUAUUUCCGAUGCCUCAACCACGAUAGCUUCUCCGCCAUCCUCCGACUUCCCUGAGCUCAUGCCCUUCACUGCUUCAUCUUCCUACCAUAUGAGCGCCGACUGCAGCUUGCCAUUCAGCCCCCCGGCCUCGUCUAUAGCCUCGCCACCAAUGCCGCACGUGGCGAAGCAAUACGCCUUGUACACUGAGAGCUCGCUCGCCCAUCUACCUAGCCCUCCCACCAGUGCAAAGAUGUUCUACCCGCAGCAUUGGAAUGCUAAUUUUGGUCUGGACCAUGGCCCCGGCCCAAACGAAGACGUCGCGAUCCCUCAAGAAUUUUACAUGCAAGAGCGCUGCACACCGGACCCGGAUUCGUACCUUAGCAGCUACCCUCUGGCUGACUCGCAGAGCCCGUCGCUUCUCAACCAAUCCGUUCCCUACUUUGCGCCCGUUCCUCAUCUUGGCAGCAAUGGCCCUCCCAUGAUGCAUAGUAGCACUAUGAACUCAGAGGAUAGCCCAAAAACGCUGGAAACGUUCUCUGAAGUGAGCACACCAGGCGAAGAGUCUAAGUCAGAGGCCGCACCAUCCAAAAGAGCCUCGAGGAAGCGCUCAACUUGCACUACCCCUGAGGCCAGUAAGGAGGACGGAGAUUCCGACCAGGAUUCACACUACGAAGCUGAUUCCAGCCCGCGUCGUGAUAGCAGCGGGAGGAAGCCGAGGAAGCGUGCGGCUCCCAAGCGGUCUAGCGCCUCUCGGAUCGCAUCAAUCGAUGUUGGAGAGUAUCAAAACUGCUUUGGUGACAUGAUUGCACCUCGACUCAAGGAAAACUGCCCCAAAGAGGAGCGCUGCAUCUUCCUGUCACGCUGGCAGCACCGAGACAAGAAAGGGCAGGAUAUGUGGGACAGCAUACAAGAGGACUACUUUAGAGAGUUCGACAAGGAGCAAUGCAAGGAGACGCUUCAGAUGAAGCUCACUCGGGGUCGAUCCAAGUACAUUGAGUGGUACGUCAAGGAUGAGGAGAUUCUUUUGCAGGCGUGGCAGAACAUGGAGCGCAAUCGGUACAAGACAUUGCUUGACGAAUUUCACAGACUUGGAGGCUCGCGCAACAUGCUGCUGAAUCCAAGCGAUAUCGAAGUCAAGGUAGUUGCAGAUAUGAGGCUGGAAGAUGAGGUUUACAGUGGGCAUAUGCACGAGAUGGAGCUCCGGCGCCGCUUCCGACUAUGGUGGGGAAAGAAGAAGACGGGAGGCCGAAACACGGAAGAGCUCAACACCUCCUACAGCGGCCCUUCUUUGUUUGGCCGACCAGUGGACGUCGAUGAGGUUCUUGAUCAAGUGGUGGAGCAUCAACUGGACGGCGCGGAACGCAGAGGCUCGGGGCAGCGACGCAAGCGCAGCAGCGCAAAGCCAAGCCGGGUAUUGAAGAAGAUCAAACUGGAGAAGGACUGA
Messenger RNA from Cordyceps militaris CM01, 1995 nucleotides. RefSeq lists its product as uncharacterized. The coding region runs from base 1 to 1995 and encodes 664 amino acids. The transcript is spliced from 5 exons. Lineage: Eukaryota; Fungi; Ascomycota; Sordariomycetes; Hypocreales; Cordycipitaceae. The record is from RefSeq and is a predicted model, not a curated record.